Schistocerca serialis cubense is the source of this 1172-nucleotide messenger RNA. RefSeq names its product hemolymph lipopolysaccharide-binding protein-like. The transcript has 6 exons. Bases 33 to 998 code for a protein of 321 amino acids. The record is from RefSeq and is a predicted model, not a curated record. Lineage: Eukaryota; Metazoa; Arthropoda; Insecta; Orthoptera; Acrididae.
AGCUGCUCCUUGAUAGGAAGUGGGACUGACCCAUGGUGGGGUCACUACGAUUACUCCAACUCUGUACUGAGAGGGCCAGCAGUCGUUUCUGUUCUGAAGGAGACAGCGCCACCGAUCUUCAUCAUCAGGACAGUAUGGUCUGGGAAAGCACUUGGCAGCUUCUGCUGACACUCUUCAUUGUGGCAUCGCCUCGAGAGCUCCUCGCAGACGACUGUGUGUCGUCCUCUGCAAGCAGUGUUAGCCUCUCUGCGAGCAGCUUCCGCAACCUUACGGGUCACUGGAUAACCAAAUUGUCUGGUCUGUUACAGGCGGCUCUCAUCCGCAAAAGUAGAAGAGACGUCAGUGAUCUGCUGGCUGAGGAAAGGCCGUUGCAUUACGACAUCGACGUUACCCGUCAAGGUUGUGGUGACGACGAAACCCUGACGACGUUUUUCAGUGUUGUAGUGUGCAUAAAUGAACUAAACGGAACGCACAUUAGUGUAAUCAAGACCCCUACGGACGUUCAACAACCUUUACAGCCUGACACUACCGCAACAACAAUGCCAAUGUUCGAGUUAAUCUCGCAUACAUCACCCCCUCCCCGUGUUGGUGCCGACUACAAAUUCUUUCGAAAUGUUGGAUACUAUAAGUUGCACACUGAGAAAAUGAACUGGGAAAAUGCUCGGAGAACAUGCGCAAAGGAAGGUGCGCACCUCGCCAUUGUGAACUCUGUGGCGGAAGAAAAUGCUAUACGCGAAGUAAUGAGAGCACACUCGUCAGAUAACUUCGCUGCUUUCAUCGGUUUCCACGAUAUCUUCAAGGAAGGGGAAUACGUCACUGUCUUGGGUGAACCUCUGAAAUCGAGUGGCCACGUAAGGUGGGGAAAGGGGGAGCCCAAUAAUGGGAUGUUCCCCGGUUCUCCGGAAGGCGAGGACUGCGGGAAUAUUUACGCAGACGGAGCCAUCAACGACUACAGGUGCACUCAGGAGUUGCCAUUUGUGUGCGAACAGAGUCUCUAAUGCUUGUCGGGGCUGACUCUUUCGUAUCCUGCAGUUAGCUGUGAAUUGCUGAAACUUCAACACCUGCGCUUGGUUGCAAAUUAUGGAAGAAACAAACUGCGCAUCAACUUCUUCUGCCAAUAGGAAGAUGUUACAAAGCAAAACAUAAAAUAAAAAUCAUUUCUUCUUCUGUUA